GGAUAAGGCCCGGGAGGUGUUCGAGGCCAACUACUGGGGUACCCUGCGGGUGGUGCAGGCGGUGGUGCCGCACAUGGCUGCGCGCCGCGCCGGCACCAUCUGCAAUGUGGGCAGCGUGGUGGGCUACGUCAGCACGCCCUGGGGCGCCAUCUACUCCUCCUCCAAGGCUGCCGUACACUCCAUGACGGAUGCGCUGCGGCUGGAGGUGGCGCCAUACGGCAUCCGGGUGAUGCUGCUGGCGCCGGGGGCCGUCAAGUCCAACAUCGGGGACAAUAACCUGAAGCGCUACGACGAGCACUUCACGCUGUACGGCCCCUUCGCCGCCGCCAUCCGCGAGCGAGCCACGCUCAGCCAGCGGCAGCAGGCCAUGGACACGCAGGUCUUCGCGCGCGGUGUGGUACGGCAGUUGCUGCGGCCGCACCCUCCGCGGCACUUCCUGCUGGGCGGGCUGGUGCGGCAGACGCGGCUGGCGAUGUGGUUGCCGCUGUGGCUGCGGGAUUGGCUGCUGGCGCGGCUGUUCAGGUUGAAUAGGAGGCUGCCGCCGGAGGAGCAGGAGAAGCUGCAGCAGGCGGAGGCAGAGGGAAGUAAGAAGGCGCAGUGAGGAGAGGCAGGGGCUAUGUUGGUUGGCGAUUGUGAGAGGGAAGAACGGUUGGAGCGGUAGGGUGCAGGAGUGCGAGGGGUUGAGUUGUUGAGGGAAUGCCGGAAGCAUUGUAGCAAGAAAGGGUUGGCGU
Astrephomene gubernaculifera is the source of this 731-nucleotide messenger RNA. The record is from the annotation of a GenBank genome assembly. Lineage: Eukaryota; Viridiplantae; Chlorophyta; Chlorophyceae; Chlamydomonadales; Astrephomenaceae.